Microdochium trichocladiopsis is the source of this 1185-nucleotide messenger RNA. RefSeq lists its product as uncharacterized. The transcript is spliced from 2 exons. The record is from RefSeq and is a predicted model, not a curated record. Bases 161 to 1048 code for a protein of 295 amino acids. NCBI's taxonomy places the organism in Eukaryota, Fungi, Ascomycota, Sordariomycetes, Xylariales, Microdochiaceae.
CUGCGACCUCGCGAUAAUCAUCGGUACAGGAGCAGCAUCAAAACCCGGGGCAGGACCCUUCCACGCGCGGAGCCGCCCGGUCCUUCUAUAGUCUUACUACUCCAUUGUCCCUCAGCCCUUUCCCGGCCCGUACUCCGCCGCGCUCCGGCCCGCCGACGACAUGGCCGCCGUUCUCCCCACUCUUUCCGUGCCCUCGCCCUCCGCUCCGGAGCCCGCCCCCGCCGUCGUCGCCGCUGCCAGCUUCCUGGGCCUGCCCGUGGAACUGCGCCUCGAGGUAUACCGGUACCUCCUUGUCGACCCGUACAAUGCAGCAUCGCGAGCAGUGCCCCCACGGCCAGCAGCAGCCACACUGACAGCCUCGAGCGAGACCACCACUGCACAACAACAACCACCGUCACCAUCGCAACAAACAACGACAUCGACGACAGCAGCAGCAGCAGCAGCAACAACCAUAACAACAACAACAACGCCAACAAAACGAACAACAACAUCCUUCCCGGCCCCUCACGCAACCGCCAUCCUCCGCACCUCGCACCAGAUCCACACCGAGGCCACGCCCAUCCUCUACAAAUCCCACAUCUUCCUCGCCCACCCGGGUUCCUUACUCACACACUUCCCCCGCCUCUCCCCAUCCCACCGCCCCAUCCAGCACGCCGAGCACUCCCCCUUGCUCCGGUCCCUGAUCACCCGGUACAAGCUGCACCUGCGGCUCGACGUGGACCCGAAAUUCACGGCCCGCGACGCGGCGCGCCACUUCUCGGCCAAAGACGAGCUGGUCCUCGAGGUCAGCCAGGCCUGCUGGCGCGGGGUCGGCCCCGACCACCUUCGCCUGUUCGAGCGGGUCAGAGGGGUCAAGCGCGCCAGGGUCGUGGGCAGCGUGGGCGGGUUCGAAGGGUACGCGGCGUGGCUGGAGGACAGCAUGAUGGCCCCCCGGGGCGGAGAGUGGAGCGGUAUGACGGGGUCAUGGAGUUGGGGUUUGAUAAUCCUUCUCCUCGUGGUCAUGGUGAUGAUGAUGAUGAUGAUGAUGAUGAUGCUACUGCUGCAUUAGAUCAAGGGUCCGGGUCCGGGUCCGGGUCAGACAAGGGAGCGAGCUCGACGUUGUCAUCGUCAUGGGGAUCGUCUAUCUCCUCGUCCUCAACGGUGUCAUCGUCCUCGGUGGGAAGGGGCCAUGUAUUGGUGGGUGUG